AUGCUGAGAGAGUCGGCAGUGCCGAUUACCGAGACGGGCGACCACUCGGCAACCCCUUCCAGAACCGACUUGGCCACCAUGGCACUGCCCCUGCGGCCGGCGUCGCCCCCAUCGAGCCAUGAUGGCGACGACAGCGACAGCAUCACGCCUGCCGGGGAGGCGGGCUGCUGCGCCACAACGAUCGCCGCCGGGCACGAUGCGGCUCGAGCCGGAGCGGCGGAGGCUGUGUCGUGCCCAGGGGCUUCGCCCGGCGGGGAGAAACAAGGGGCCAGCGCCGACGCGGAGACGGGCCGGGUCCGGCUGGUGCGGGCCGGCAACACGCCGUUCAGCCUCCCCCGGGGCUCGCGGCUCGAGAACAACCUGUCGUGGGUCGUGGGCUGCCUCGAGCUCGCCAACGCGGGCGACUUUGCGGCCAACGUGUGGAACCAGCUGCCCGUGCCCCUCUUCGCCGCCGUCCUCAUGGGCGUCGGCGGCACGCUGGCGGCCUUCAUGAGCGUCUUUGCCUUUCGGGACGCCCGGCGCGCGUGGAACAACAUCCGCUUCCUGCGGCGGCAGCGCCGCCAGCUCCGGCUUCAGCGGCAGCAGCAGGACCAAGCCCCGGGCGGCGACGGCGGCAAGUGCUCCGUCGAGCCGGCGGGCCGGGCGCUGGACGUGCUGCUGGCCGUCAGCUUCCGCGAGCUCGGCGGCGAGGUCAUCAACCGCUGGGUCAUGGACGUGCUCAUGGGCUUCGGCGCCGUCCUCAUCUCGGCCGGCACCUACAUGGCCAUUGGCGGCGGCACGAGCGACCAAGUCUUUGCUGCCAGCAACCUGUUGUCGGGCUGGCUCGGCAACACGCCCAUUGCCGCCUUUGGGCUCGUCAACUCGGCCUGGGCCAUCUACAUCUGGUGCAAGGCCCAGGCCCACGUCUGCGCAACCCGCCGCCUGCUGCCCGGCUCCCGCGCCGCCAGCCUCGUCAAGCGCCGCAGCCGCAACGUCCAGGUCUUCUGCGUCAUCAACGGCAGCGCCACCAUCCUCGGCGGCGCCGGCUCUAUGUUGACGUCCAUCUACUGGUGGGGGUAUGUCAUCCUCAUCCCUGUCGUCAUCUCGUCCAUCUUCUGCAACCUGUGGUGGCGCUGGCGGGUCGGCUACACGCGCUCCCAGGCCUGGCCGAACGAGUUGAGGGCCCUUGAGCCAAGCGAGCUGGCCACGAGCCUCGAGUUUGCCGCCCGAGCCGAGAUUCUCCUCCGAGAACAACAAGAGCAAGAGCAGAAGAAGAAGAGGAAGAAGAAUAAGAAGCAUCGGGAGCAGCAGCAGCAGCAGCAGCAGAUAACGCUCCUCCAUCGCUUCGUCCCCGAUCCAUCGUCACUGCCCGACGUACUCGCCUUUUUCCACCAGCACGCCCUCUUCGAAGACCUUUGUCUCAACCUGGCAUCGGACCCCAGGCUUCGCGACGCUCUCUGCGGCGCCAACCCAGGGUCCGAGCUGGAGGUUGGGCCUGUCGAAAUCUUGGCCCUGCCGGCUCCACUUCACCCCGACGUCCUCAACAGGGCACAGGAAUGCAUUGGGCGCGUGGGGCAGCGGCAUUUUCGGAACCGCGAGCGGCACUUGGCCGAGCUUCUGGGCACGUACUGCACCAUCAUAGGGACGGUGGAUUUAGACAUGGAGGACUCGAGCGAGAAACAAAGGUAA
This is a messenger RNA of Hirsutella rhossiliensis, 1668 nucleotides long. RefSeq lists its product as uncharacterized. The transcript has a single exon. The coding region runs from base 1 to 1668 and encodes 555 amino acids. NCBI's taxonomy places the organism in Eukaryota, Fungi, Ascomycota, Sordariomycetes, Hypocreales, Ophiocordycipitaceae. The record is from RefSeq and is a predicted model, not a curated record.